GAUUACCUUGGUCACGUGACAUAACCAAACGCGAUCAUCUUGUCAGUGAAAAACCAUAGCUGAGGAAUCCCCAAUCAUCAUAUUUAUCUCGGGGGUUGGGAUAUUCUAAAGGGAACCAAUACAACAUUCAGAUGUUCGCCGAUAAAAUGUGGAAGUUACGGGAGAUAACAGAUAAAGUCACCAAUGUGGUGAUGAACUACUCGGAAGUGGAGACGAAGGUGCGAGAGGCAACAAGUGACGAGGCCUGGGGACCCCAUGGUGCAUUGAUGCAGGAGAUCGCACGCUACACCUUCACAUACGAACACUUCCCUGAAGUCAUGGGCAUGUUGUGGAAACGAAUGCUGCAUGAUAACAAGAAAAACUGGAGAAGAGUAUACAAGUCGUUACUUUUGCUGACAUACCUCCUAAAGAACGGAUCCGAGCGUGUGGUUACAAGUUCCAGGGAACACCUUUAUGACCUUCGAAGCUUGGAGGGCUAUACUUUCACAGAUGAACAUGGAAAGGACCAAGGAUUAAAUGUGCGACAGAAGGUACAAGAACUAAUGGAUUUCGUUCAAAAUGAUGAGAAAUUAAGAGAAGAAAGAAAAAAAGCAAAACGGAACAAAGACAAAUAUGUUGGAGUGGCAGGAGAAAGUUCAAUUGGUAAUAGAUAUAGUGACCGAUAUGAUGAGGAACCAUCCAAGCGUGACCGGAUGGACGAGAUCGAAGAAUGGGACAGUGGCCGUAAGACCAUGGCUGGAGAAGCUGUAGACAAAGUGAAGGGGCUCUGGAACAAAGUGCAGGGCCGUAAAGGACCAGAUGAUGUAGUUGAUUACAGUUCAAGCAAGAUCCCUGCAGCCCGCAGAAGCAGUUUAACAGACUUUAGUGAUGAGCCAGAAAACCGAUCCAACAAUGACCAGGAUGAUUUUGAUUUUAAAGACGAUGAUGAAGAAUACACAUCAGUUGAACGCACACACACUACACGUACAGAGAAGAUCACACACAAUCGAAGGUCAAGGUCAGCCAAGAAACUUGACCUCGGUGCAGCAACAACAUAUGGCAAAGACAAAGAUUCUGUCUCCCAAGUUAGUGGCAACAGUUUAACAAACAAUGGUCCAAGUCUCAUCGAUAUGGGUCUAGGAGGAGCUGAUAACUCCCAGGAGGCAGCAGACUUUGCUGACUUCAAGUCUGCCAACUCAAAUGGAGAUUUCAACCCGAGGGGUGCUGCAUCUCCACAAGGCACAGGAGAUUUUGCUGAUUUCUCACAAUUCCAGAGUAACACAUCCACAGCAUCAACGGGGAACAGUAAUGAGUUUGCAGAUUUCACAGCAUUUAACGCAGGAAGUGGAUCCUCUGCUCCCCCGCCAACUACGAAGUCUGGCGACGGGGAUCUAUUUGACAUGUUUGGCGGUGCCAGUGGUGCAAUGCCUGCCAAACAAACACCAAACGUCCCUAUGCAGCCUAUGGGAUCACAACCCAUUGCCCCAAUGGGUGGAAAUUUAAUGGCACAACCGAUGACAGCGAUGGGAAACUUCCAAGGUCAGCCUGUAAUGAUGGGAAUGGCUCCACCGUCUCAGGUUCCUAUGCAAGGAAACCCAAUGAAUAUGACACCACAAAUGCAGCCUACAGGCAUGGUACCAGGAAACAUGUAUGGAGGCAUGCCAAAUAUGGGCAUGCAGCAGCCAAUGAUGCAGGGCAAUAUGAUCGCACCUGGUCUCCAACCAAUGGGAAGGGGCUACUCAUCCGGCAUGGGCAUGUCAUCAGGAGGCUCCAUUAAGUCAGUCUCGAAGGAGGCAAGCUUGUCUAGUACAACCAUGUCUACCACCCACUCACAAACCACAGUCACCCCUAAGAAGGAUGCCAACACCUGGUCUAAAGAUGCCAGCAAGGUGAACAUCAGUUUGGACACCCUCAGUCCUGUGAACAAGUACCAGAAACAGCAACAGCCCAGUAUGAACCAGCUGCAGCAGCAAGAUGGUGACGGCUUAAACCCCAUGGUUUGGAGUCCAGAAAUGGCCCCUGGGCUAGUUUACGCUCCCCAAGGCAUGAACAACCAGAUGGUGGGACUGACCCAAGGCAUGUCUGGAAUGAGUGUAGGCCAGCCCCAGGUCAUAGGCAGCGGCCAGCCAGUGAUGGGCCAAGGCAUGGGUAUGGCUGUGAAUAUGCAGGGAGGAAUGGGAAUGAUGGGAUCUAUGAACAUGCAGUCCUCAAUGAUGGGGACAAUCUUCAUUCCAACAACGAACUGACCAGGCUUUCAGCGCAUUUGGAAAUAUAAAGAAAUAACCCCAUAAGAUGCUGUUUUAGAGUUGUUAAAAAUGAAUAUAUGGACCAAGCCUUUUUGUUUAGAAGUAUCACUGUGAUAUUUCUCUGUAACUAAUUUAAGAUAAGAUAACAUUUGAAGGAUUUGUUCAUCAGGACAUGUCUAAGCAUGAUGUCCGUUUGUGAAAAAGAUGUUUUGUUGGAUUAUAUUCCGUAAAAAUCUCGCUUAGAAAAUAUCCUACAGUGUCGAGUUGAUGAAGAGAAAUGGCCAAACUUUGAGAAUGUAAACAUUUCGACAAAGCAUGGAGGUGAAGUCAUUGUAGGAGGCCAGACUUUUAACAGAAAAUUGAAUUUGAUAUAUGUGACAAUCAUUCCACCAACAAAAUGUCAUUAGCACAAGAUGUCGGAACCGAUGUCUGAGUAGAGGGAGAGUCAGGUACAUGUACCACUAAACAUAUACACACUUAUUUUUGCACCAAGAGUAUGGAAUAUCCCUCAGUGUGAGGUACCGUUAGAAUAGAUCUAUACAGCAGUAUCUGUGUAUGGAUGUGAGAUUACUUCAGCGGAGUAUAGACUUGGGAUGAGGAGAGGGCUCUCAGGCGUAAAGGUCGGAGUGGUGACAGUACACAUGGAGGGCUACAUCUGUUGUCAUCGACACACGUGUGUAUCCUCACACUCUGUAUGUACAGAAUGAUGUGUUGAAUUUUGUGUGGUAUAUAGAAUAAAAUAGGAUAUACUGAUGUACAUACGAGAUAUUCAGAAUGCAUGAAAUAAAAUUAAUGGGACAUUUCAUUUUUAAUUCCAGUUAAUCUGUGAUAAUUUGUAAAAAUAGCUCAUCAAAUUCCUUGGCUGAACAACACAAGUUUCCUUCUUGGGAUAUGAUUGCGAUUGGAUUACACAUUGUAAAUGUUUAGAAUUUUAAUCUGUGACAAAAUGGAAAUUAAUAUUUUUUACAGUUGUAACAACAUGACAUUUCUAUUAAGUAUUUUUAAAAACAUAUUAAUAUAAAAAUAAUUUAAAGCUUGACCCUAAAUGCCUCCAAUCAGCACAAAAACAACAAAAAUUAUCAAAAAGUUUGUUUAUUAUAUAAUUCUGUCUACCUUAUCAGUAAGACUUGGAAGACAGCUCUGGACAUGACAGCUAAUACGUCAUUUUUCACUUGCGAUCGUGUUUGUAUCAUAAUAAUGCAUCUUUACAAGUGAUAUAAAGGGAAAUGUUAUAAUUUAUUAUUUUGAAAAAAGAUUUUAUGUUUAAUAGUUAAGUUUAUUUGUUGAAAAUAUUAUUUUUUCUACAUUAAGUGUUACCUAGCAGUGAGUCGAUGCUUCUGGUUGAGGCGGUAUACAAUGUACAUGUGAUCUUCUUUAUGCUGUAUGAUGCUUGCUAGGCACAAAUCUAUGGUUGAAUCUAAUGUGGUCUUGGUCUAUACGGAGUUGAUGGUCAGUGACUAUAUUGUUGUAAAUGAUCAAAAAUAAUUUUCCUUUAAAAAUCAUAAAAGUUUUCAGAAUUCAACAAGAAUUCAUCAAGAAUUUUUAUGACAUAAUUUUCAGUAAAUAACUCUGUAAUCAAAAUUUCAGGUAUAGAUCUUUUCAAACAGAGAAUUGUCUGAAAGUAAUGCUUAUUUUACACUCUUAUGUUAUUGUUUGAAGGUCAGUUUAGAUUUUAUCUUUAUUCUGAAUCCCAUAGAGCAUGGAGUAUGAAGGUGAUCAAAGCUAACAGAUCUUUUGUGACAAUAGUCAUGUCAUCACUGAGGUAUAUAAUAAAAUUACCUGGCCAUUGUGACCAGGUAAAAAGGGCUGGGCAUUCUUUAUUCAGACCAGGUGUCUUUCUUCACUUUAAUAUAGAUUCAAACUUGGUACUUUUGAAUCGGGAGAGACAGAACAGUAAAACGGACAAAUUAUUAUGUAAUAUAAACCUGUUAUGGUAUGUGCUGUCGUAACAUUGUAAACAGACAUGAUCCUUAGCGAUUGUUGUCAUAACAUUGUAAACGGACAGGAUCGUUAGCGAUUGUUAUCAUAACAUUGUACACGGACAGGAUCGUUAGCGAUUGUUGUCAUAACAUUGUAAACGGACAUGGUCGUUAGCGAUUGUUGUACUAGAAAUGAACCAGGACACAGGGAUCUGAAAUAUUUAUAUUUAAGUAAGAUAGAGCGUAUUAUUUAGACUUUCUGUUGGUAUUUACAUGUAUUAUGUUUUGUAGAUAAUGUAUAUUUUUAGUUGAUCAGGAUGUUGAGAUGGAUCUCUUGUAUAUAGAUAUAUACAUGUGUGUGUGUGUUUGUAAUAUAGGUAAUUCAUAGAUGAAUGUACUUAACUCUUCUAAUGAACAAAUUGAUUUCAGAAAUAUACAAAUCACACAAAAGUAAUCUGAAAUUGAGGACAUUUAUGGACCAAUCCUCCUCUUUAGUGUCUACACUGGACAAUACAGGUAUAAAGAUGAUAUGAUCUUGUGUUCAGUAGACUAGUCAAGCUACCAAUAACACCUCUGUCCCUCCCAGUGCAAUAUGUGUGCUUGUUUAGCUUGCAGUCCCCAUAUACGUAAUCUCUUUUCAGUAGCUUCAGUCUUCAUAUGAGUGAAAUAAACAAAAUUACAAAAUAUAGAUUAGAAAAAAUGAAGAAACUUACACGAGUUCCUGACAGGGUUGUAUCUUUCAUCACAAUACUUCUAUUAGACUGUUAACCUAAGUUUGAGAGGCAGAAUUAAUUUUACAGAAACUGGUAGUGUAACUGUUAAAAGAUAUAGAUUUGCUUAUCGUUAGCAAAGGAUGCUGAGGUAGUAGAUCAAUAUAUGCCCCCAAUCAGCUCCCUUAGAAAUCGUGGAUGUGAGCAAGGUUACCUGUCACAUUCUGAUGUUACUAAUUAAUCUAGGUUACCUGUCAGAUUGUGAUGUUACUAAUUAAUCUAGGUUACCUGUCAGAUUGUGAUGUUACUAGGUUACCUGUCACGUUCUGAUAUUAGAUUUUCUGUGAGAUUCUGGUAUUAUGAGUAUAUCUUUUAUAAACUGUACACUUGUAAAUACUGAUAAUGUGUGUCUGUCAUUGUUAUAACACUGUGCUGUUACUGGUAGCACAGAACAUUCAUGUGUGAAUGAAUAAAAUUAAAUGUAUGCAGAAAACAA
Molecule: messenger RNA, 5350 nt
Organism: Pecten maximus
Lineage: Eukaryota; Metazoa; Mollusca; Bivalvia; Pectinida; Pectinidae
Product: clathrin interactor 1-like
Exons: 18
Coding region: 132-2225 (697 amino acids)
Biological process (GO): endocytosis
Cellular component (GO): endosome; plasma membrane; clathrin vesicle coat
Molecular function (GO): clathrin binding; phospholipid binding
Source: RefSeq, a predicted model, not a curated record